This is a messenger RNA of Closterium sp. NIES-65, 4797 nucleotides long. Lineage: Eukaryota; Viridiplantae; Streptophyta; Zygnematophyceae; Desmidiales; Closteriaceae. The record is from the annotation of a GenBank genome assembly.
AUGCCUCGCUCUCUCUCUGAGCUUCUCCCUUCCCUUGUUGCUGUGCACUGCUCAUCCCCCCUCUCCCUCCCCUCCCCCCCUCCAUCAGACCGCAUGCCGGCCAUCCUGCCAUCACAGCACCACGUCACCGCAUGGCUUCAAGGCAAGCUAUCAGGCCCUGACACCAUGCCGAGUGCUGCUUUUCCCCUCUCCUCCGCUCUCCCCGACUCUCCCUUUACCCCCCAUCAGACCGCAUGCCGGCCAUCCUGCCAUCACAGCACCACGUCGCUGCAUGGCUGCACGGCAAGCUCUCAGGGCCGGACGCCAUCGCCCACCUCUGCUCGCCCUACAACCACCCCGACUUGGUCCGUGUGGCACGCAGUGACGCCAGAGGUGGGCAAGCCGGCCUUCAACGGCCCGCAGUGCGUGCAGCCGAUUUCAUUGAAGCCGGCGCUCUCAUCCACCCCAAUCACGCAGCUCUUUGCCCGCAAGAGACAAAAAACGCCACCCACUGAUGCGGUGGGGACAGGAGGGGUGGACAAGCAGGAAGCGGAGGCAGGAGGAGGUGCAUUGGAAGAAGGGCACAGAGUGAAGGGCGAGGAAGGAGGCAGUGAGGAGGAGAAACAGCUGGCUGGGGUGCAGGAAGCACCGGUGGAGGCUGGGGCAGGGGCUGAUGAGGGUGAUGGGGCGAGUGAGGAGCAAGCAAAGGGUGGUUCCAGUGGCAAUGAGCAACAAGAGGGUGCUGGUGAGCAACGCAUCUUCCUCACAGUCCGAGCAGCACCCACCAGCUCCUGCUUCUGCUCCCCCUGUUGCUGCGACCGUCACUUCUUCCAAGCCACGACGGCAUCGGAGGGCGGCUCGAGCGAGAGACGAACAGACGCGGGCCUUGCGGGAGAGCGACCCGCGCAGACCGCGCGAGGGGACGGAUCGGCGCGGAGGCCAGCAGCGGAAUCGAGAGAGACGGGCGCAGAGGAGAGAAGUAACGAGUUAAGUGACGACGAGAUGGCGGAGGCGAAGGAGGAAGCAGGUUUGGAGAUGGAAGAGGAGGAGGAGGACAGCUUUCUUGCGCACUGGUCGUGGGCGGGGUGGGUGCGCGACGUCGUCGAGCUGCGCUUCCUCGAAAACGAGACCGCCGUCCGCCGCUCCAUGCCGCCACUUCCGCCCCAAUACCCCGCGUCCGCGCGGGCGAGCGCGCGCGGGAUACUGGCGGGGGACGCGGGGUACGUGCGCGCGCUGGGGGAGGUGGCGCGGUGGUGGGCGGAGAGCUGGCGCGUUCCGCUGCAGUACGAGUACGACCCUGCUGACGUGGCACACUACUUCAACCGCCGCCCGCACAUCGUGCUGCUGCGCACGCUCAAGAUCUCGGUGCUGCUAGCAGCGACGUGGGUGCAGGUGGCGAGGGACACGGGCGCCAUACGGGCAAGGGAGGCGGGGGGAGUGAGUGCGGGGGACGAGCGCAUCGCUGCCAUCCGCCAGCACAGCGCGCUCAAGCUCAAGCGCACGCUGCUGCGCCUCGGCCCCACGUUCAUCAAAGUGGCGCAGUCACUCUCAGCGCGCCCAGACGUGGUGGGGCCGGACACUGCCAAGGUGCUAGCAGAGCUGCAGGACCGCCUACCAGCGUUCCCAUCAGAGGACGCCAUGGCCGUCAUUGAAAGGGAGCUUGGCCGCCCCGCUGCCGCGCUCUUCCCCCUGCUCUCGCCCACGCCCGUUGCUGCCGCCUCGUUCGGGCAGGUGUACAAGGGGCGCACGCGGGACGGCAUGCGCGUGGCGGUGAAGGUGCAGCGGCCCAGAGUGCUCUUCCUUGUCGCCAGAGACAUUCACAUCCUGCGCAUGCUGCGUUUUCAUCAUUCUUUCUCAUGCUCUUUUCCCAAUUGUAUGCUUUCACCUGUCACGCCUUUUGGUCGCCACCUCGCUCACCUUCCCGGCGCUUUCUCCCUUUCCCUCCCCUUGCUCUCUUCCUCCUCUGCCCCCCCAGCUGCGGGCAGUGAGGCGGGUGGCGGGGAUAAACACGGACCUGGCAGCAUUGGCGGACGAGUUCGGGAGGGGGCUGUAUGGCGAGCUGGACUACCGCCAGGAAGCCAGCAACGCCACGCUCUUCGCUGUCAGUUCUGCUCCCUGCUGCUCCCCCUGUCGUCUAUGUUUGCCCGCCUGCUUGCAUGCUUGCUCUCUGCAUUGGCGGACGAGUUUGGGAGGGGGCUGUAUGGCGAGCUGGACUACCGCCACGAGGCCACCAACGCCACGCUCUUCGCUGUGCGUGCCACGCCGCUCCCUUUCAUGCUAGCGUGUCUAUGUGCUUGUGUGCUUGUGUGCUUGCACACUUGCCCUUCCCCUACCCCAUGCAUCCACUGCACCAUGCUUAUGAAAGCUCAUGCUCACCUCCCUGGCAUAACAGUCCCCGCUAUACGGUCGGACCUGACGUCGCGGCGAGUGCUGACGAUGGAGUGGGUGGAGGGCGAGCGCACCAGCGACCUGCUCGCCCAAGCCCAACCAAGUCCCUCCGCCUUCAACCCACUACCCCCUAUAACCCCUCUGCCCCGUGUCUCCCUUGCCUGCCACUGCUGCGCUGACCCCCUCCAGAAAGCACACGCGCAUCUCCCUGGCAUCACAGUCCCCGCUAUACGGUCAGACCUGACGUCGCGGCGAGUGCUGACUAUGGAGUGGGUGGAGGGCGAGCGCACCAGCGACCUGCUCGCCCAGGCUCAGGGCGUGCUGGGGGCCGCCGGGGGCGAGGAGGCACGGCAGCGCGCCAAGCAGAAGCUGCUGCGCAUGGUGGGCGUGGGGGGAGGGUUGAUGGUUGGGGAGAGGGGUGGAGAAUGGUACGGGGAGUGGGAGGGACAGUGGGAGAGUGGUGGGGGUCUUGAAUUACUCGUCUCUACGGUGGGCAUAGGCGUGGAGUCAUCAUUGGAGCAGCUACUGGUGGGCAUAGGCGUGGAGUCAUCAUUGGAGCAGCUGCUGGUGACGGGAGUGCUGCACGCCGACCCGCACCCCGGCAACCUGCUGCUCACACCACAGGGCCAAGUCGCGUGUUUGCAUGGGGCCAUGUUUGCACAGGUGUUUGCAUGGGGCCAUGUUCUUCACCUCCCUCUGCUUCUCCUCGCCUCUUCCCUCUCCUCCACCCUCCAGCUAUCUGGACUUUGGGCUGCUGUGUCUUAUGGAGCGGCAGCACUAGUGCUUCAAAUCUUCUUUCACCUCCUUCUGCCUCCCCUCGCCUCUUCCCUUACCUCCACCCUCUCCAGCUACCUGGAUUUUGGUCUCUUGUGUCGCAUGGAGAGGCAGCAUCAGCAGGCGAUGCUGGCAGCGGUGGCGCAUCUGGUGAACGGCGAGUGGAGCAUGCUGGCGGCCGACCUCGCUGCCAUGGACGUCCUCAAGCCCACCACCGACCGCCGCGCCCUCACCAUGGUGCGCCCACCAGCACAAGGCGAGUGGAGCAUGCUGGCAGCGGGCCUCGCUGCAAUGGACGUGCUCAAACCCACCACCGACAGGCGCGCGCUCACCAUGGUGGGUUCUCACACACCCCCCUUCACGCUCAUGAGCGCUGCACUCCGCCUGCCCAUGCCGUGGGCGUUGGAGGAGGCGUUUGGUCGCGGCCGGCAGAGAGGAGCCGCCUCAGGAGGCGCCCCCACCAUGCAGUUCGGACAGGUGACGAGUGAGCUAUGGCGCAUGGCGCUGCGCUUCCGCUUCCGCCUCCCCCCAUACUACACCCUCGUGCUGCGCUCCCUCGCCUCCCUCGAAGAACAACCUUCCACCUCUCCUGUACACAUGCCCAUCCCUGCAGGCAUCGGUGUGGCGGUGGACCCGUCCUUCCGUGUGUUCGCCUCAGCCUAUCCAUACGUGGUGCGCCGCCUCCUCACGGACAGCUCGCCCUCGUCGCGCCACGUGCUGCGCCAGCUGGUGCAGACACGCGAGGGCAAGCUGCGGUGGGAGCGCUUCGCCUCCUUCGCUGCCAGCUCCACACAAGCCCAGCGGUACAAUCCUGUUCCGCCAAUGUCGCUCCUCACCUCCCCCUCCUGUCCUCCGUCUCGCACCCACACUUUGCCCGUCUUCCCUCAACGUCACCUGCUAAUUCCCUCUUUCCUUGUGCCCCGUUUCUCCCUCCUGCCCCACCCAUGCAGCGACCUGGUGGCAUCACUGGCCAUGCCGUCGCUGCAAUCCCCCAUCCCCGGCAUGCCCCCCAUGCCCGGUGCCUCCCCCCUCUCCUCCUCCUCCGCCGCCACUGCUGGCGCCGCCUCUCCUCGCGCCACGCCCAGCCCGGCCGCGCUGGUGAUGGAUGUGCUGCUCUCCCGCCACGCUGCCAGCGCCCGCCGAGUCAUCCUGGAGUCGGACAUGCGGGCACUAGCAGAGGCGUUCGUAUCCCCAGAGGCGGAAGUGGCGCGGGACAAGCUGGCGCGUGUGGUGGCAGACGCCCUGUGCGCCUCACUGGGCGUGGCCCAGCUGCCCCUCGACGCCAUCACCGCCUCCCAGCUCUCCUCCUCUCCCACCCGCCUCCUCGCCCCCUACCCCCCGCCCCCCCCCGCCUGCUGCCGCUCUGGGAUUCGCCAUGAGUGGGAGGAGAGGGAGGGGAGGGCGACAGCAGCGGAGGCGGUGGCGAGGAGGAAGCGGCUGUGGCUGUUGCUGGGAGCGGCGUUUGGGCGAAUGGGCGGCAGUGUGGUGCUCAAGGUGAGGGUGGUGCUGGCAGCGCUGGCUGUGCUGCUUGCUGCACUGGGCCUGGCAUUAAAGAGAGUGUUGUUGGAUGCGGCAAUGCGCUUCAGGCGCCUCACCUCCCAUUGGCUCCCCUCUCAAGACGACCCCGCAGCUGACCAGCCUGCCUAUGCCACGUAG